Messenger RNA from Cetraspora pellucida, 2553 nucleotides. The record is from the annotation of a GenBank genome assembly. NCBI's taxonomy places the organism in Eukaryota, Fungi, Glomeromycota, Glomeromycetes, Diversisporales, Gigasporaceae.
AUGUGGGAACUUACAAGUGGAUGUCGCCCUUUCUAUGAUCGGGAAUAUAACACUCAUCUUGCGCUUGAUAUAUGUAAUGGGUUACGACCAAAUAUUACCGAAGACACUCCACAAUGUUGGGCUAUUUUGAUGCAAAAAUGUUGGCAUUCGAAUUCCUCAAAAAGGCCAACUAUUGAUGAAUUAUAUGAUGAACCACAUAUCUUAUCAUUAAAUGAUUCCAUUUAUCAAAUUGUCAACUUGAGCAAUUUAAAUUUAAAUCAUGAUAAGCUAAGUUAUGAGGCGGGAAACGCUCUUGCUGAAGCUCUACGCGCAAAUCCCACUUUAAAAUGCUUGGAUUUGAGUUCAAAAAAACUAUGCAAUGGGGCAGUGCAAGGAAUAGCUGAGGCAUUAGACAAUAACAACACACUAACAAAUUUAAAUUUAGAAAACAACUAUCUUGGUGACGAUGCAGGAAUGGCUCUAGCCAAGGCUCUGCAACUUUUAGAUGAGAGUAAAUUAUGUGCCGGUUGCUAUUAUAGCCAAACACAGUUACAGAAUGUUAGCAGCGGAAAUCAAGAUAUUGACGAUUUAAUAAAGGCAACAUAUCAUAAUCAGCCUAAAUUUAGAUUAGAGUGGAUCCCGUUUGAGGACUUUACAGAUAUAAAACAAAUUGGAAAUGGUGGUUUUAGUGAAAUCUAUAUGGCCACAUGGACAAAUGGAUCAAUAAAAAGUUGGAGCAGAAUAGAAAAAAGAUAUAAUAGAAAUAAUAAUCAAACGGUUGUAUUAAAAGUUCUCAAGGAUUCUCAAGAUAUUAAUUCGAAAUUCUUAAAAGAGUUACAAAAUAUCGUUAAAAGCCAGCCUAAUUCCUACAUGCGUUGCAUUAUUCAAUGUUACGGAGUAUCACAAUUUCCAAAAACAAAUGAUUAUAUUUUUGUUAUGUCUUAUAUGUAUAAUGGAAGUCUGAAUGAUUAUUUAUCUAAUAAUCUUAAGGAUGUUACUUGGAAUAUGAAAUGUGCCUUUCUUAGGGAUAUUGUUACGGGAAUUAAAUGGAUUCAUAAAAGUAAAAUUGUACAUCGUGAUAUACACAGUGGAAAUAUAUUAAUAGGCAAUUUGAAAAGCAAUGGUCCUGAUUCUAAUAUUUUAAUUGCUGAUUUAGGGUUUAGUCGACCAGCAAAAGAUGAUGAGGAAAGUUCAGGAUAUAAUAUAUAUGGAAUUAUGCCAUAUAUUGCACCUGAAGUGCUUAAUAAAAAGCAAUAUUCAUUUAGUUCGGAUAUUUACAGUUUAGGAAUGAUUAUGUGGGAACUUACAAGUGGAUAUCGCCCUUUCUAUGAUAGGCAAUAUGACUCACUUCUUGCGCUUGAUAUAUGUAAUGAAUUACGACCAAUUAUCACUGAAGAUACUCCACACUGUUGGGCUAUUUUAAUGCAAAAAUGUUGGCAUUCGGAUCCUUUAAAAAGGCCAACUAUUGAUGAAAUAUUUGAUGAAGUAAAUUCUAAAUAUUGGAAUGAAACUCAAAGUUUUAUAGAAGAAGCUGAAAAUAAACGACAAAAAUUGCUUAAUACCGGAAAAUUAGCCGUUAAAUAUAUGCACCCUCAUUCUAAAACUCACAGCCAAUUAUUAAAUCUUACUAUAGACUCUAUGAUUUUAAAUUUACUUCAAGGUUCUAAAUCUAUUACGUUACGCCCUAUAGAUUCUUUUCAAAGCAUUAACAGCGAUUCAUUUAAUAUUAUUCCUGAGCACUUCAAAAACGCCAACAGUCGAAAUUCAACGAUAAACAUACCACUUUCAAAAAAACAUCCUAUCGAAUUUUUACUAGAUGAAAAUUAUUAUGAUGAAAUAAAACGAAGAAGGUUGUCUGAUAAUGAUUCACGGCCAUAUACCUUGUCAUUAAAUGAUGCCAUUUAUCAAAUUACCAACCUGAGCAAUUUGCAUUUAAAUCAUGAUAAGCUAUGUUAUGAGGCGGGAAAAGCUCUAGCUGAAGCUUUAUGUACAAAUCCUAAUUUAAAAUGCUUGGAUUUAAGUUUAAAAAAACUAUGUAAUGGGGCAGGGCAAGAAAUUGCCAAGGCACUAAGCAAUAGCAACACAUUAAUAAAUUUAAAUUUAGAAAACAACUAUCUUGGUGACGAUGCAGUAAUGGCUCUAGCCAAAGCUCUAUAUAAAAACAACACUCUUAUAUGCUUAAAUUUAAGGAAUAAUCGAUUUGACAGUAAAGCUACAAAAACACUGGUCGAAGCUUUAUGCAAAAAUACCACCUUAACUAGUUUAAAUUUAAGUAAGAAUAAACUAGAUGAAUCAGGAGAAAAGGCAUUGGCUACUUUAUGCCAAAAUACCGCCUUAACUAAUUUAGAUUUAAAUGAGAAUAGUCUAGGUGAAUCAGGAAAAGAAAAGCACUGGCUAAAGCUUUAUGCAAAAAUACCAGGUUAUAACAACUUAGGUAAAUCAGUAGGAAAAGCACUGGCUGAAGCUUUAUGCAAAAACACCACCUUAACUAAUUUAUAUUUAAGAAAUAAUGAACUAGGUGAAUUAAGAGUAAAGGCACUAGCACAGAAAAAACAAUUAAAUAUAAUAGUUUAG